Lathyrus oleraceus (garden pea) is the source of this 1407-nucleotide messenger RNA. Its product is annotated as WAT1-related protein At2g37460. NCBI's taxonomy places the organism in Eukaryota, Viridiplantae, Streptophyta, Magnoliopsida, Fabales, Fabaceae. Gene Ontology annotation, molecular function: transmembrane transporter activity. Gene Ontology annotation, cellular component: membrane. The record is from RefSeq and is a predicted model, not a curated record. Bases 61 to 1152 code for a protein of 363 amino acids. The transcript has 7 exons.
AUUCCAUUCAUUCUUGUAUGAAGAGACAAUUUAAGGUAGUUGGAGGAGCAUAAGAAGAUAAUGGAAAACCAAAAGACAGAAACAUGGAUUGAAAAAGCAAAACCAUUCAUAGCUGUUUUGUUUUUGCAAUUAGGUUAUGCAGUUAUGGAUGUUUUAUCAAAAGCUGCAUUGAAUAAAGGAAUGAGCAACUAUGUUUUUGUUGUCUAUCGUCAUACUGUUGCAUUCAUUGUCAUUAUCCCUUUUGCACUCUAUUUUGAAAAGAAAGUGAGGACGAAAAUGACCGUUUCAAUCUUCAUAAAAAUAUUGGUGCUGAGCUUGCUAGAGCCAGUUAUUGAUCAAAACUUGUACUUUUUGGGAAUGAAAUACACAACAGCAACCUUUGCAGCUGCCAUGACCAAUAUGCUUCCUGCUUUUACUUUUAUAUUGGCUGUCAUUCUUAGGCUUGAGAAGAUAAACAUAAAAAGUAUACGAAGUCAGGCAAAGGUGCUGGGUACUAUAACAACCGUCGCAGGUGCCAUGAUGAUGUCACUAGUUAAAGGCCCAAUACUUUUAGAGGCAUUUGGAAACAAAAGUCACAACCAUGAUAGUGGUGCUGUAACUAGUCAACAUGCAAUAGCUGGAGGAGUGUUGAUCUCAAUAGGAUGCAUUAGUUGGGCUUGUUUUUUUAAUCUUCAAGCUAUUACCCUACAAACAUACCCUGCACCACUUUCUCUUUCCUCAUGGAUAUGUCUCAUGGGCACCAUUGAAGGUGCAGCUGUAGCUUCAGUUAUGGAAUGGGGUCAUCCUUCAGUUUGGUCCAUAAAAUGGGAUAUGAGAUUGCUGUCUACUAUUUACACAGGUCUAUUCUGCUCGGGCCUAAGUUAUUAUCUGCAAGGAGUCGUGAUGAAAACAAGAGGUCCGGUUUUUGUCACGACAUUUAAUCCUUUUAGUAUGGUGAUUGUAGCUAUCUUUGGAUAUUUUCUUCUCGCGGAACAAAUGUUUCUCGGAAGGGCAAUAGGUGCAUUUAUCAUUUGUUUGGGUUUAUACCUUGUUGUGUGGGGAAAAAGCAAAGAUUAUGAUAACUCGUCGGAAGCCAUUAUUGAAGAGCCUGUUGAAUCACCUAAGCAAACUGCAGGUGAAAAUUGCACUCAUGAAGUCAUCAUUAUUCGUUAACUUUGGAACUGAAAUCAUUGGCAUUUGAGCAAUUAUGUAUCUUCCAUGCGUCCAUAUUGUUUUUUAUCUUUAAAUUGUGGUCUGCUUGGGUAGAGAUUUUUAACAUGUUGUAGGGCGUUUGAAUAAGUAAAUAUCAAAACUCCCAAAGUGUGUUUUGAAACUUUGUAAAUAUUUUAUAUUACCAAUUGCAAUAUAUUAUUAACAUGGUGAUGUCACAGAAAUUUAAUAUAAUAAUACAAUUCAAUUUUUCAUUCA